AUGUUACCCGUCGUUCUUUACUUUGAAAAUGAAGAGUGGCAGCGCUCCCUCUUCAUGUUUUAUACCAAUGCAUUUUUACGCUCGUUCGGUGCUCAAAUCACAUACCACGGUGAAAAGCCAAAGUUGGACAAACCACAUAUUUUCGUAGCAAACCAUACCUCGCUCAUCGAUUAUAUCGUAUUAUCAGCCAAUGGCUUUCCUCACGCAGUAAUAGCUCAAAGCCAUGGAGGUGUCCUGGGAUUCUUCUUGAAGAGUGUCUUGGCACUGAAUGGCUCACUCAUCUUUGAUCGUGCUGCAAAGAAUGAUCGACACUAUGUACCACUGCAGAUGAAACAGCAUACCCGUGACGUCCGUCGCAGCCCACUCUUAAUAUUCCCGGAGGGUACCUGUGUCAAUAACGAAUACACGGUGCUCUUCCACAAAGGUGCAUUUGAACUGGAUGCUGCCGUAUGCCCAGUCGCGAUCAAAUACAACAAGAAAUGGGCCGAUGCAUAUUGGUUUAGGACGUCCCAGACAUUUGUGACUCAUCUCUUGUUUCUCAUGACAAGGUGGGCACUGGUAGCGGACGUAUGGUAUAUGGCUCCUGAAACCAGAGGGGUUGGUGAAUCAACAGUCGAAUUCGCCAACCGUACCAAGGCAUUGAUAUCAAAGCAAGCUAAAUUAAAAAACUUGUCUUGGGAUGGCUACUUUAAACAUAUGGGACCACCUAAAGAUAAACAGGACCGACUCAAAGAAAACCCUCAAAGUCGAUAUGGUGCCAUCUUACUUCAUCGACUACGACAACCUGAUGGUCCAACCACCGACAGACUAGGUCGUAUGCGUCGUGCAAAUACCAUUGCGAUGGGUGAGGUGCCUGCUCUUCGUAAAGUCAAUGUAGUGCCAGAUUGGUUGUUGCAUGGUGCAGAGACUACACAAAAGGGCAAUGAGAUGCUCGUGGCUUUGGAAGAUAAUAAUCGUAGAACAGAUAUGAUUCAGGCUAUUGAGAGUCGCAAGUCGGAUGUCGUUCAGGUGUGGCGGCAAUAUACCAAGAUGAGAUCGGCAACUGAGACCCGAGCUAGGAUUGAAUAUUCGUCUUGGCGAGUAUGGUUUAAGCAGCGCAUAGAACGAGAAGCCAAACGUCGCGAACAAGAGAUAUUAGACCAACAAUCACAAAUGUCUCCUUCGUCUGACGCUGGAUGGCUGGACUACUUCUCGGAAGCGGCAACAACAGCCACAGUUGUGUUGCGCCGAAACCUAUCAUCUAGGUCUAUGACCAAUUUAAGUUCCCUGAUGACCAUGACCAGCACCACAGCUCCAGCACCUACUAGUAAUGGUCAUCACUCUCGCACGCUCAGCUCUUCUUCUGGAGGAGCCAAACCACGAAAACUAAUCAUCAAUAGUGAUGAUGAGAAUGAUGACGAUGAAGGUUAUGUGGACUUUGGAAGGGGGAAACGACUUGAUCCUUCCAAGCGCCCAUGCCUUGAAGGAGAACCACCAGUAGGAGUAUCCAAAACCAAUGGUCAUAUAAGAGCAGAACCGUGGAAUGACAAACCACCAAUAAUUGCUGCCAAUUGA
This is a messenger RNA of Synchytrium microbalum, 1554 nucleotides long. RefSeq lists its product as uncharacterized. Gene Ontology annotation, biological process: triglyceride biosynthetic process. The record is from RefSeq and is a predicted model, not a curated record. Gene Ontology annotation, cellular component: endoplasmic reticulum. NCBI's taxonomy places the organism in Eukaryota, Fungi, Chytridiomycota, Chytridiomycetes, Synchytriales, Synchytriaceae. The transcript has 3 exons. Gene Ontology annotation, molecular function: glycerol-3-phosphate O-acyltransferase activity. Bases 1 to 1554 code for a protein of 517 amino acids.